AAAAUGAUAAGGAAAUAUUUUCAAGCACAAAAUUCAAUAACGAUAAUCUCAAUAAGGUUCUGUUCUGCUGCAAUUCAAAGUAAACCAAAAUUGAGUUAUUACCAUCGAAUCGAAGGGGAACCUUUUAAGUAUAAUACUAUCGGAGAACUCCUUCAGAAUGCUGCUGAAAAAUAUGGCGAAAAAGUUUCAUUGGUAACGUACAGCGAGAAAAAACGAAUAAGUUUUGCAGAAACUUUUGAAAAGGCUGAUUGUUUAGCUAGUUCCUUAAUGAAUAUUGGUUUAAAAAGGGGUGACAGAGUAGCUAUAUGGUCUCCAAACUAUGAAUUUUGGUAUAUUAGUAUGAUGGCGAUAGCCAGAGCUGGUCUUGUUUGCGUAACACUUAAUCCUGCUUAUACAAUUAAUGAACUUAAUUAUUGUCUUGAAAAAGUUGGCAUUAAAGCAGUUAUCGCUCCAGAAGUUUUCCGAACUCAAAAGUAUUUCGAUAUGCUAACUCAAUCUUUAAAAAAAGAAGCAUCAUCAAAGAUUUUACUGGAGCACAUAAUUAUUUAUGGAAAUCAAAAACUUCCAGGUGCAUUUAAUUUUGAUGAUCUUAUAAAAUCUUCCUCUGAAAAUGAUAAACGAAAAAUUAAUGAGCUCCAAGCAUCAAUUUCUCCCGAUUCAGGCGCUAUGAUUCAAUUCACGUCUGGAACAACAGGAAAGCCAAAGGCAACUCUUUUAUCACACUUUGGGAUGGUUAAUAACAGUUACUUUAUCGGGCUCCGAAAUGGUUUUCAUAAAAAAGAUUACAAACUAUGCAUUCCACUUCCUCUUUUUCAUGUUGGCGGAUGUAUAAUUAGCUUAUUGGGAUCACUGCAUCAUGGAAGAACAUUAGUAUUUCCAGCACCACACUUUGAUGGAGAAGCAAUGCUAAGAUCAAUAGUAGACGAGAAUUGUAACUUUUUCGCUGGAACUCCAACGUUUUGUGUAGAUUUACUUGCUAAGCAAAAAUUAUUGAACCUCCCUCUGCCAGAAAUUGAAAUGGCUUGUUUAGGAGGAGCUGAUUUAAGUCCACAAAUUGUAAAAGAUCUAACAGAGGUAUUAAAGGUAAAAAGAAUUACAUCUGUAUAUGGAAUGACUGAAACGUCUUCAGCUGUUUUCCAAACUCUCCCUGAAGACAAUAAUCAGUCUGUUGAGGAAUAUGUAGGAGUUGUUGGUAAUAAUGUUGAAGCAAAAGUAAUUGAUAAAAAAGGAAAUUUAGUUCCUUUUGGACAGCCAGGCGAAUUAUGCAUUAGAUCAAAAGUGAAUAUGAUUAAAUAUUGGAAUGAACCAGAGAAGACCAAGGAAACUUUAGGAGAGGAUGGAUGGCUUAAAACAGGGGAUCAGUUUAUACUUAAUGAGAAUGGAUACGGCAAAAUUUGUGGAAGAUUAAAGGAUAUGAUAAUUAGAGGAGGCGAAAAUAUUUUCCCUAAAGAAAUUGAAGAUUUCCUCAACACACAUGGAAAUAUUUUAGAAAGUCAAGUGAUUGGUGUGCCUGACAAACGAAUGGGGGAAGAAGUAUGUGCAUUGUUCAGACUAAAAGAUCAAACUAAACUCUUAACGCAGGAAGAUAUAAAAAAUUUUUGCCAAGGAACUUUAGCUCACUUUAAAAUACCAAGAUAUACUAUAAUUGUCAGUGAGUUUCCAAAAACUCCAUCAGGAAAAAUUCAAAAGAGCAGAUUUGGAAAAUUCUUUAAAAAUCAACUUGAUAAUCUCAAAUAAAAACUUUAUUUUCUUUCACCUAAAGGCUUAAUUGUUAUUUGAGAUACAUUUACAUUCCAUGGUGUACUUAACAGGUACAAAACUCCAUGUGAAAUAUCCUCAGCAAAAAUAUGAGCAACAUCAUUGUAUGUAUCCUUUGAAGGAUAAAUUUUUCCUCUAACCAUUAUUUCUGUUUUGACUACACCUGGACUUAAAUUUGAAACUCGAAUCUUAUCAUUUCCAUUUGUAAUUAACUCUUGUCUUAAAAUUUCACUAAAUGCUGUUAAUGCAAAUUUAGUUGGAGAAUAAACGUUGGAAAUAUUUAAUCCACUGUAAACAUUGUGACCAGCGAUCGAGUUUAUAUUUACUACCAAUCCAUAAUCGUUUGAAUUUUUCAUCAAAGCGAUAGCUUUUCUCGCACAAUGAACUGCACCCGUAAAAUUUGUGCUGAUAACACUGUUUAUUUUCUCCGUUACCUCGUCACUCGAAUCAAGAAUGCUCAAAUUAUGUAAUAUUCCAGCAUUGUUUAUUAAUAUGUGUAUACACGAAAAUUCUUUUUCGAUCCAAUCAAAUGAUUCUUUUAAUGAGUCUACAUUAGAAACAUCACAUGCUCGAGUAAAAAUCUUUUCCUUAAUUUCUCCUAAAUCAUUUUUAAAAUAUUCAAUCGUUUCGACAUUUCUUGCUAGUCCAAUAACUGUUAUUCCAUUUAUUGCUAAAUCUUUUAAAAUCGCCAAUCCAAUUCCACUUGAUGCUCCAGUAAUUACUGCAAUUUUAUUUUUCCACUUUUCCAUUGCUAAUGAAAAUUAAUACUAAAGUUUUUCAAUCAUAUAAAAUGAUUAACUUAAUGUCGUCGAGUAUUUUAAUCAAUUCAGAAGAAAAUGAUAAGGAUAAUAUUAAUCUCAACAAAUUUUCGUCAAGAGUAGCCGCAUGUUUUUUAUUUUAAC
Molecule: messenger RNA, 2660 nt
Organism: Chironomus riparius
Lineage: Eukaryota; Metazoa; Arthropoda; Insecta; Diptera; Chironomidae
Source: the annotation of a GenBank genome assembly